AAAUUAAAAUGUGAUUACACUCGUAAAUUUUGAAAAUCAUUAUCUCAUAACUAAUAAAAGUGUCGACACAAACAAACUUAACCGCUUGCUGUAAAGUGACCGCUGAAGAAUUCUGUGCGGUUAUCUUAUCUAGCCGAUUUGACUAAAAAAUUAAACGAAUUCGCAAAUAAGAAUAGACCAGCUAACGCAUAACAAUAACAGUUACUUUCUCGCGCUUCAAACAGACACAUUGUAAGUGUUAAAAUUUCGGAAAAAAUUAAAAAUUAAUUUAAAGUCAUGACGGUGGGACUUUUAAGAAUACUGCUUUGGCCAAUUUUGGUUGCAUUGCUCGGCGUAAACUUCGCUUUGGGUAAACCCGUCUCGACAUUGCAGGAUGCCGAAGAGUCGGCGGGCAUGUUUGAAGGCGAUAUGAUUUUAACUGAGGCUCAAGAACGCCUGCUACGGAGUACGCAACAAGGCAGAAAUGGUUUGGUUGACGAGACCAAACGGUGGCCAAAUCGUGUUGUGUACUACAAGAUUGUCGGCGAUUUCGAUGCCAUUCAUCGCCAAGCCAUUCUGGACGCCAUAGAAGUGUUGGAAACACGCACAUGUUUGAAAUUUCGCGAGGCCAGUACAUCCUCUAAGCAAUAUGUGGCAAUUUCAUCCAAGGCGGGUGGCUGCUUCACCGCCGUUGGCUAUCAGGCCAAAGUGCAGACAAUGAACCUGGAGAAUUAUCCGAUUGGCGAGGGUUGCUUCCGACCGGGCACCAUAUUGCACGAGUUCAUGCACGCGCUCGGCUUUUAUCAUCAGCAAAGCGAUAGUGAACGCGAUGAAUUCAUACAAGUUGUCUAUGACAAUAUUGUGGCGGGCAAAGAGUUAAACUUUGAAAAGUACAAUGCCUCGUAUGUGACCGAUUUCGAUAUGGGUUACGAUUAUGAUAGCUGUCUACAUUAUAGAGCUGGUGCAUUUUCGAAGAAUGGUCAAGAUACCAUAGUGCCACUUGAUAAAACCGCACGUAUCGGCCAACGAGAUCAUUUGAGUAAAAUGGAUAUAAACAAAAUUAAUAUCAUGUAUAAGUGUCCCAUAUUAACGUAGAACUUGUGUAAAGUUGUGGAACUAAACAUAUAUGUAAAUAUUUAAUUUAUUUGUGAUAUCACUGGUUAUUUAUGUAUAUAAUUUUAAGUUAUAGUUUUAGUAGUAAUUAUAUUAUUAUAUAACUGAAAAUAAAUAAAUAAUCUUAAUAAUAAUAUU
Zeugodacus cucurbitae (melon fly) is the source of this 1230-nucleotide messenger RNA. Its product is annotated as seminal metalloprotease 1. Gene Ontology annotation, molecular function: zinc ion binding; metalloendopeptidase activity. The transcript has 2 exons. Bases 277 to 1074 code for a protein of 265 amino acids. Gene Ontology annotation, biological process: proteolysis. Lineage: Eukaryota; Metazoa; Arthropoda; Insecta; Diptera; Tephritidae. The record is from RefSeq and is a predicted model, not a curated record.